AUGCACCCUCGUCCUGACUUCACCGGCGAUGCUGGACCGGGAACAGCGAGCGCGAUUUUAACCUCGUCCACAACCGAUAUACAGAUCACCGACGCAUCGACAACCUCUUCAAGUAUAGUCACCGCAGCAGCCACAACCACAAACACGGAUAUGGUGCCACAUGCGACCUUUCUGUAUCCAACGGAGCCAUUGACCUUGAACAAUAUCGAUGUGAUCCAAGUCAGCUACCGGACGGUUUGGAAGAGUGUAGACCUGUCGAUAUUUUGUGAGAUGAGUCCAGGCUCGCAUGAGUUCGCUUUGGCCAAUAUAAACCAGAUCCAAUCCAAUGGCACGUAUGCCAUUGCGCCAAUCCAAGCGGGAAUGAAAAUUCCCCAGUUCCCUACCUAUUGCAACUUCAUGCUCUGUGAUUCCCAGAACAGGACAGACUCUACCACCGCAGCUGGGUUCACAAUGAUCAGCACCCAGAGCAUCGCCACGACCUACUCUUUGGCCGCUACACGAGCAGCGACAACCCCAACAUCAGCGACGGGGCCUGCUGCUAUGUCCUCAUCUACGGCGUCUGCAGCAGCCGAGACUGCCGUUUCCCCAACCUCUAGUUCCGCGAGACUGGGUAAUGGCGCCAAAGCUGGUAUUGCAAUUGGCGUGAUUCUCGGCAUUUGCGCCUUGAUAGCUGCCAUUCUCUUCUGUCUACGAAUAGGACAACGAACGAACAAGUUGGAGAAUAUGGUAAUACUAAGGAGUACAGCGCCGUCGGUGGACUUGGUGCCAUCCGAGAAGCUUGUAGUAGAGAAGCCUGCGGCAGGGUCACAUGCACCCGCACCCUUACCCUCUCCACCGGACAAUGGAUCUGGGAUUGCAACUCUCAGAGUUGGGGAGAAUCAUCGCAAUUCAGAAGACUGGAGACGCUUUUUUGGCAAUGGGAAAUCCCAGAAGCCUGUGAUAUCCUCUUGA
Molecule: messenger RNA, 951 nt
Organism: Cladophialophora psammophila CBS 110553
Lineage: Eukaryota; Fungi; Ascomycota; Eurotiomycetes; Chaetothyriales; Herpotrichiellaceae
Exons: 2
Coding region: 1-951 (316 amino acids)
Source: RefSeq, a predicted model, not a curated record